Rotaria sordida is the source of this 1602-nucleotide messenger RNA. Lineage: Eukaryota; Metazoa; Rotifera; Eurotatoria; Philodinida; Philodinidae. The record is from the annotation of a GenBank genome assembly.
AUGAAUCCUUCAUUUAAUGAAUUAAACAAUUUACCAAAUGAAAUUCUUGUUAAAAUGUUAAAAUAUUUAAGUCAUUAUGAUAUACUGUAUUCGUUUUAUGAUAUUAAUGAAAGAUUUAAUUCAAUUAUUAAGAAUUAUUUUUUAAAAAAUAAUUUAACAUUAAUAAUUAAUAAUGAUUCAUUAAUAUCAUUUGAUAAUAAAAUAUUAGAAAGUGUAUAUGAAAUAAUACCAAUGAUUGAAAAUAAUAUUAAAUGUAUUAAUAUUGAUUCAUUAAUUAUAGAAAAUAUUAUUGAUCGAGCAAAUUAUCCAAAUUUAAAACAAGUUACUAUUUAUACUUCAUUACAAGAAUCAAUUAAUAUAUUUAUUGAUGGAAGCUUGUUUAUAAAAAUAUUUGGUCAAAAAAUUGAAAAAUUGAUGAUAAAAUCUCGAAGAAUUUUAAAACCAAUUAUCAAUACAUUUGGUGAAUAUGAUAUACUUGAACACAGAGAAAUAUUACAAGAUUUAUUCAAAAAAUGUUCUACAAUGUUUCAAAAUUUAAUAUCUUUACAAUUUUAUUUAUUUAUAAAUAAUCAACAAUUAACAUUUGAUUUUAGAGAAGUUAUUUCUUUUUCAUCUAAUAUUACUCAAUUAUAUGUUACAGUUAAUCAUUUUAAUGAUUGUCUUUAUAUAUUAGAUGGAAGUUUCAAUCAAUUACAAAAAUUUUAUAUUAUCAUUUGUGGUACUGGUGAUUUACCAUCAACAGAUCAUGUAGAAAUUGAAAUUUCUAAUAUAAAAUGUUUUUCUAUUAGAUACAAAAAUAAAAUAUUAAAUUAUGAUCGUGGUCUGAUACCACUUUUACAUCGUAUGAUUAAUUUAGAAGAAUUUCAUAUACAUUUUAUUAAAACUACUUUACCAAUAAUCGAUGAACAUAUAUUAAAAGUUGAAUUUAUUGAUAAUAUACCUAAAUUAAAAAAAUUUAUUUUUAAUAUUGGAUCAUUAACUUAUCUUGGUAAUCAACAUUAUUUAUCAUCAAAUGAAAAUAUUAAACAUUCAUCUAAAAAGUUUCAAAAUUCUGAAAUGAUAUCAAAUAUUGAUUAUUUUGAACGUACACGAUUACUUUAUUCUCAUAUUUAUUCACAUCCAUACACAUGGGAUUUUUAUCAUCAUAUAUCAAAUAAUUUUCGUGGUGGUUUAUUUAAAUCUGUUCGUAUAAUAUCAUUAUUUGAUGAACAACCAUUCGAACACGAUUUUUUUCUUCUUAUUGCUCAAUCAUUUCCAUAUUUUAGUAGAUUAAUUUUACGUAAUAAUGAAAUACAAAAAAAUAUUAAUUGUCAACAAAUACCAAUUAAAUAUAAUAAUCUUCUCAAUAUUGAUCUUAUUCAAUCUCAUGAUAAUUAUAUUGAAGAAUUUCUUAAUAAUAAUAAAACAUGUUUAUUAAAUGGUAUUUAUCUUAAUAUAUCAUAUAAAUCAUUAUUAAGACAAACAAAUAAUUUUACAAAAGAUGAAUAUCGAACAAAUUGUUCAAAAAUAAAUUAUCUCAAAUUAAAAAAUGAUAAAGAAGAUUUAAUUAACGAAAAUUUAAUAAAAUAUUUUCAUAAUGCAACAAUUGAUUAUUAUCAUUAA